Molecule: messenger RNA, 1215 nt
Organism: Symbiodinium necroappetens
Lineage: Eukaryota; Dinophyceae; Suessiales; Symbiodiniaceae
Source: the annotation of a GenBank genome assembly
AUGGCACUUCCGCUUGAUCUCCGUGUCAGCCCGACUCGGGCUGCUACUUGCUUGAUCGUCUGCAGCUGCUACUGUUUGCUCGGUGGCGCUAUCUACAGCUUCCUGGAGCCUGAAUGGUCCUUCACUGAUUGCAUUUACUUCAGCUUUGUGACCACCACCACAGUCGGAUAUGGGUGCUUGGCACCUACAUCCAUGGAGUCACGUGCCUUCACCAUGGUUUAUGCCUUCUUCUCCGUGCCCUUCAUCACAGGUACCCUCGCAGAGUUUCAACGUGCUUGGCUCUCGCUCUGCUUCAGGCCUUGGUGCUGGAUGCUCAGCCACUGCCUUCCAACACCGGAGCGUGGGGAUUGGAUCCACAUCGAGGAGUCGAAUGUCUGGGUCCUCUCCUCGGUCCCUUUCUACUUCUGGGGCAUCGUGGAGCUGGCGACGUUCCUGGCCGCCACGGCAUUCUUGAUGAUGCUCGUGAUGUGGGCGAUGUUUGUUGACUCACCGGGUGCUUUUGCGAGCAGUCUGGAUGUCACACAGGCCUACGAAAUGGGUCUCUUCGACAGCAUCUAUUACUUCGUCAUCACUUCAACAACGGUUGGCUACGGAGACAUUUGCCCACGCACGAAUUCGGCGAAGGGCUGGUCGAUCGUUGUUGCUAGCUAUGGCAUUGGCUUGAUCAUCAUGUGGGCUGACCAUAUUAACAGAUUGAGACAAGCCCGCCAGCUGAGCUUGCGAAAGGCACGGAUGCUGCAGCGGGAGCUGGAUCCCACCUUGAUCGAGGAGUUCGAUGUUAGUGGCGACGGGAAAGUCACGGAGCUGGAGUACGUUCUGGCCAUGCUGAGGGCAUUGGAACUUGUGAACAUGGACCACGUCACACCAAUCAUCGAUCGCUUCAAGGAGUUAGACAAAGACGGGAAUGGCGUCCUGGACCGUGACGACCUGCAACGCCUGCUGCUGCGACGCUGCGACCAAAUCGAGACGGAGCACCGUAGUCGACCAAGGCUUUCUCGCUUGAGCAGCCGGGUUGCCGUAAGUGCUGGGACCGCUGUUGGUCACACCUCUGCCGCCUCUGCCUCUAACGGUACUACCGGCUCCAUGGAGCACCGUCGCUCUCACAGCGGUGACACAGAUCGACUUUGCGCACGCAGCAUCUCGACCUUAAGAUUUGCCCAGGAGGAUGAGGAGAAGUAUGAGGAUGAGGAUGUGGUCACCAACACAUAUUUGUAA